Molecule: messenger RNA, 1305 nt
Organism: Acomys russatus (golden spiny mouse)
Lineage: Eukaryota; Metazoa; Chordata; Mammalia; Rodentia; Muridae
Gene: Casp1
Product: caspase 1
Exons: 8
Biological process (GO): regulation of apoptotic process; proteolysis
Cellular component (GO): protein-containing complex
Molecular function (GO): cysteine-type endopeptidase activity; caspase binding
Source: RefSeq, a predicted model, not a curated record
AGCAGCUAUUUCUCAAUCGGCAUGCACGCCCUGGUGAAAAGGAACUAACUGUAUGCUUUCAGUUUCAGUAGCUCUGCGUGAUAGGACAGAAAAGCCAUGGCUGAUAACACCCUGAGGUCAAAGAGGAAAAUGUUUAUCAACUCAGUGGAUGUAGGUACAAUAAAUGGCUUGAUGGAUGAACUUUUAGAGAAGAGAGUGCUGAACCAGGAAGAGAUGGACAGAAUAAAAGUUGGCAAUGUCACUGUUAUGGACAAAGCACGGGACCUUUGUGAUUCUGUGGCUAAAAAAGGUCCCCAGGCAAGCCAAAUCUUUAUCACCUACAUUUGUAAAGAAGCGUGCUAUGUGGCACAAAUGAUGGAGCUUGAAUCAGGUAAGAGCCUGCAUCUUAGACUAACAAGAGGGUCUAUGUAUUCUUAUAACCAGUAACAGACCAAAGAAGAUGGUGCAUUUUCAGGAUCAAGUGGGAGCCUCAAGUUGUGCCCUGCAGAAACAGCCCAAAAGAUUUGGAAAGAAAAUCCUUUAGAGGUUUAUCCAAUAAUGACUACAUCAUCCUCUCGUACACGCCUUGCCCUUAUUAUAUGCAACACAGAGUUUGAACAUCUUUCUAGGAGGGAUGGAGCUCAUGUUGACCUCAGAGAAAUGAAAUUGCUGCUGGAGGAUCUGGGAUAUACUGUGAAAGUGAAAGAAAACCUCACAGCUAAGGAGAUGAUGGCAGAAGUGAAGGAAUUUUCUGCCUGCCCAGAGCACAAGACUUCUGACAGUACUUUCCUCGUAUUCAUGUCUCAUGGUAUCCUGGAGGGAAUAUGUGGAAAGAGGUACUCACCUUCUGAUAAAGGUGAAGAGCCAGAUGUUUUAAAAGUUGACAAAAUCUUUCAAAUGAUGAACACUUGGAUGUGCCCAAACUUGAAAGACAAGCCCAAAGUUAUCAUCAUUCAGGCCUGCCGUGGAGAGAAUCAAGGGGUGGCAUUGGUAAAAGAUUCAGUAGGAACAUCUGAAGAGAAAUUCUUAAUGGAUGCAGAUUUUGAAGAUGACGGCAUUAAGAAGGCCCACAUAGAGAAGGAUUUUAUUGCUUUCUGCUCUUCAACACCAGAUAAUGUCUCUUGGAGACAUCCUGUCUGGGGCUCUCUUUUCAUUGUGGAACUCAUCAAACAUAUGAAAGAAUAUGCCUGGUCCUGUGACUUGGAGGACAUUUUCAGAAAGGUUCGAUUUGCUUUUGAGCAACCAGGAUUUAGGCUACAGAUGCCCACCACUGAAAGGGUGACCUUGACAAAACGUUUCUAUCUCUUCCCAGGACAUUAAGUAUGU